GCUGUAACCCUGCACAAUUCACCUCGUUCUAUACUGUAACAUUGUUUAUUUUUUCAAACGCAUUUGACGAAGAGGAAAAUAGAUUAAACUGGUCGUUUACUUUUACUAACGUUUCUAAACACAAAGGACUGACGUUUUGUAGGUUUACUUUUUGUAGGCAUACUUUUAAAAAUAAUGUCGGAAUACCAGAAAAAUGCGUUGGUCUCUCGAUUCGAAUUUUCAAAUAAUCCUCCUUGAAAAUUCUAUACUGUAACCGGAAAGCGCGAUACUGUAACACGUUCCCUACGGUGAGUAUGAACCGGAACAAAAAAUCAUAACUGUCUUCCCCACAAAAUCAUCCUCAAUCUUGAAAAUUCUAUACUGUAACCGGAAAACGCGAUACUGUAACACGUUCCCUAUGGUGUAUUACAGCCAUGAUGAGAUAGAUGUUAAUAUAAUAAAUAUAUACAGUGUUUACUUAAACAGCUGAAUUAAAAUUUCCAAACAUUUAUGAUAACAUCAAUCAUACAGAUAAUGGGAAAAUGUGGGUUGAAAGUUGCUUCAGUACUAUCUGUUUAAUUCUGUUUUGGAUUUUAACAAAUGUUAAAUGUUGUUCUUCUAAAUUUAAGCGUCACAGGUAGUGUGUGUCUCGUGAAAGUAAAGCUCCGCCCUCUUGAAUUUCCAUUGGUUGAUUGAUUUAUUUUGUAAUGAAAUAUGGAUGUGUCUCUCGCUAUCUUCUGUUUGUUUUAGAUAGUUUAAUGCUUGUUUCCUCAUUUCUGUGUGACAUUGUUCGCCGACGUUGCGUAUUUUUGCGAUAAGGCCGCCAACACUUCCCACUUAGCGCUAAAUCAAAUAUUAGUUUAAUCAUUUAAACUAAAGUUUGCUUUGUUUUUAAUCUUAAUGGUCUAGGUGACAUUUACAUAAUAGAAAAUUCGUUUACAUUUGUGCAUGCCGACAUCUUUAAGAAAGGAACUAUACUGGAUCUAUACAUUGACAACAGGUCUUAAUGAAUGUACAUAGAAAAAUAUUUUGGUAGUUUUUAGACUUUAAAUUAUUUAGAAAAAGAGUUUGUUAUUAAAUUUAGGAGUAAAAGUGUAUAUAUGGAGGGAAUAAAUCUCCAUCUACCUUCUGUCAUUCCGGAUUCAUACUACGAUAUUUCAACCCAUAAUGCUGCGUAUCACCCAUGCAUAAAUGCAACAAAUUCUUCAUGGACUUCUCGAGAAGAUAGAGUGCGUGCUUACCAACCACUAAACAACGAGUUUGAACCUGAGACACGGUAUCCGACUGGUAACACGGGACGACAUGGUUGUCAGCUGGAAUCUGUCGAUCAAGUCAAUCAUGGGGACGAUAGAAAUCCGAAUACUCUUCAAGAAGAUUGGCAUGAAGAAGAAAGAAAAGACGAUGAUGAAAAAGUUACAGAGAAAUCUGCACCUCGCCAGUCGCAGGUUGCCGUUACAUUACAAUGGUUGUCGGAAAAUUAUGAGAAAGCUGAUGGCGUCUGUUUGCCAAGAUGUGUUUUAUACCAACAUUAUCUAGAUUUCUGUAAAAAAAUGAAAUUUACUCCAGCGGGUGCAGCUACGUUCGGAAAGAUCAUACGUCAGAGAUUUCCAAAGCUGACAACAAGACGUCUAGGAACACGUGGGCAAUCAAAAUAUCACUAUUACGGUAUUGGCAUCAAGGAGACGUCAAUAUACUAUCACUCUGUUUAUUCCGGAAAAGGAUUAACAAGGAUUUCUGGAAUCAAGUUAAAGACAGAG
Molecule: messenger RNA, 1736 nt
Organism: Ruditapes philippinarum (Manila clam)
Lineage: Eukaryota; Metazoa; Mollusca; Bivalvia; Venerida; Veneridae
Product: DNA-binding protein RFX6-like
Biological process (GO): regulation of transcription by RNA polymerase II
Molecular function (GO): RNA polymerase II cis-regulatory region sequence-specific DNA binding; DNA-binding transcription factor activity, RNA polymerase II-specific
Source: RefSeq, a predicted model, not a curated record